This is a messenger RNA of Gracilinanus agilis (Agile Gracile Mouse Opossum), 3021 nucleotides long. RefSeq names its product Rho GTPase activating protein 9 (gene ARHGAP9). Gene Ontology annotation, biological process: signal transduction; regulation of GTPase activity. Gene Ontology annotation, cellular component: cytoplasm. Bases 1 to 2334 code for a protein of 777 amino acids. Lineage: Eukaryota; Metazoa; Chordata; Mammalia; Didelphimorphia; Didelphidae. The transcript is spliced from 17 exons. Gene Ontology annotation, molecular function: protein binding. The record is from RefSeq and is a predicted model, not a curated record.
AUGUUUUCUGGCAAAUGGUGGCCGGGGACCAGAGACCCCUUAGAGGUGGGAGCCCAGGGCCCAUCCCGGGGAGCCCGCCUCUACAUCCUAUAUGGCUUCACCUACAUGGGAGCAGAUGGCCAGCAGGUGUCUCUGGCUGAAGGUGAUCGGUUCCUCCUGCUUCGAAAGACCAACCCAGACUGGUGGUUGGUGAGGCCCCUGGGAGCACCUCCCAACACCCGGCCUCUUUUUGUCCCCGCUGCAUAUGUGGCUGAGGAGUCUACACCCCCUCGGAGGGCUUCAGCCAUUCCUACUAGCCAAUUUCUCUGUGUCCCUAAACCAAACUGGUUCCACGCUUCCCUGGAGGACCUGUCCGUGACUCAGUCAGCCCAGAGCCCACCCUCCAGUCUGUCCUGGCAGCCCCCUCUCCCUCCAAGAAAGCAAAGAAGUCUCAGUACAACUGGUCUGAGUCCGAGCCCGCCGCGAUCGCUCUCAGAUGGCCCUUCUGAACAGCUGCGCCCUCCGGAAGACCUACGCGCUGGGCCCGAGACCUCUACAGAGCCGGGGGUAAGGAACGGGGAGCCGGGAUCUGCAGCUGGGAACUGCCGGAGGGGCUCGGGGCUGGACGAAGGGACUGUCGCGAAAGACUGUGAGGGAGGAGCUUGCAUCCGCAUCCUCAUCCCCCUCUCCCCACCCUCCCAGCAGGCGGGACGCUGGUCCCCCAUGUCCGAGGCCCCCCUCUACUGUAACCUGGUGGACCUCCGCCGCUACUCCCAGACCCCUCCCCCAGGUCCCACUCGGCCCCCACUGCAGCGGCUGGACUUCUGGGAGCAGCACCUGGACGUGGACUCUGGCCGCUGUUUCUACGUCCAUUCCCUGACUGGCCAGGCGUCCUGGAAACCUCCCCGAAGAGCUCGUGAGAAGACUCCAGACUCCAUGGAGGGGACCCUGCACCCAGGGAGCAACGCUGGAGCUCAGAAGGCUGAGGAGAGGGGUGCUGGCCCAUCCAAUCAGGUGACAGAGACCAAGGAGCCCAGGGCCACUCAAACCUCCCUUUCGAACAGUCCCCGAGGCUCCCUGACUCCCAGAUCCCUGCCUCAGCUCCUGGACGACCCUCACGAGGUGGAGAAGUCUGGCAUGCUCAACAAGACCAAGAUUGCUGAGGGGGGCCGGAAGCUCAGGAAGAACUGGGGCUCAUCCUGGGUGGUGUUGGCGGGAAAUAGCCUGGUGUUCUACAAAGUUCCUCCAACAUCAACUCCUGCUGGAUGGGGUCCAGCUGGCAGUCGGCCAGAGAGCAGCGUGGACUUGAGAGGGGCAGCUCUGGCCCAUGGUAGACAUCUGUCCAGCCGCCCGAAUGUCCUGCAUGUGCGGACCAUCCCUGGACAUGAGUUCCUGUUGCAGUCUGAUGAUGAGACUGAGUUCCGAGCCUGGCACCGGGCACUUCGGGAAGUCAUCAACCGACUGGAGAGGGAGAACCCUCUGGAACUGCGGCUCUCUGGGUCAGGGCCAGCCGAGCUUGAGGAGCUGAGCCAGGGCGAGGAAGAUGAGGAGCCAGAGCCCAGGUCCCUGCUUGGAUGGCGAGGAGGGAGCCGCAGGGUCUCUUGUCGAGGCCCUGAAGAGCAGAAUCGAGUAAGGAACAAGCUGAAAAGGCUGAUAGCAAAGAGACCCCCCCUGCAGAGCCUCCAGGAGCGAGGGCUGCUCCGAGACCAGGUGUUUGGCUGCCACCUGGAGUCUCUGUGUGAGAGAGAAGGAAGCACCGUGCCACAGUUCUUCAGGCUCUGCAUAGACACUGUGGACAAGAGAGGUCUGGAUGUGGAUGGUAUUUACAGAGUCAGUGGGAAUCUGGCUAUAAUCCAGAAACUUCGGUUUUUGGUGGACAGAGAACGAGCAGUCACCUCUGAUGGAAGAUACCUGUUCCCCGAGCAGCCAGGACAAGAGUGCCGGCUGGAUCUGGACAGUGCAGAAUGGGAUGACAUCCAUGUUGUGACUGGAGCCUUAAAGCUUUUUCUUCGGGAGCUUCCCCAACCUCUGGUCCCUCCAUCACUGCUGUCACCCCUCCGUGAAGCUCUUGCACUUCCUGAGUCAGAACAACGCUUAUCCCGGAUACAAGAGCUCAUAGGCUCAAUGCCAAAGCCCAAUAGAGACACACUUCGGUGCCUUCUGGAACAUCUAUGCAGGGUGAUAGCACACUCGGACAAGAACCGAAUGACCCCACACAAUUUGGGUAUUGUGUUUGGACCAACACUGCUACGACCAGAGCAAGAGACCUCUGACCCAGCUGCCCAUGUCUUCUAUCCUGGACAGCUGGUUCAGCUGCUGCUGAAUGACUUCACCAGUCUCUUCCCUCAUCCGUGAAUCCUGGACUUUGCCCUACAUGAGUGUGUUGAGCUGAUCUCAACUCUGAAAGCAAGGGUUAAGAGGGAUGGGACCUCCAUUUGUUAGCCAUAACAUUUGAGCAGAACUUCCAUCUGUUAGCCAUAACAUUUGGUUAAACCUCCAUUGGGUAGCACAUUUGAUUCCAAUGGGUGAUUUCCAUUUUGAGGGUUUACAUAUUAGGAAAACUUGUGAAUAUUUUUUGUAUUAGGAGAGAGGGUCUUCUUUGGGGGAGUCUGUUUGGGACGUUACACCCAUUCAUGAUACAUUCAGUAUCAUCUGAUUUUAGCCUUGUGUAUUGGGGAUGGUUAUCAAGGCAUUUUCAAUUAAGGAAAUACUCACAUACAGCCCAGAUUCAUCCUAGAGGCAACCUGAGCCCAAGAAAGGGGAUCAGAUUUUCCUUAUUGCUUUGGUUCCUUGUGCCCCCACCAAGCACCAGAACUCUGAGAAAAACAAAGCUUAGGUAGGGCUCCUAUUUACAAGUCUCCCCCAAAGUGGUUCUGAGAGUCUCUGUGAGAAAAGGUACUUCAUUUACAAAUUAAAUGAUCAGGUAUAGGACAACUAUUUCCUUUGUGCUUUAAGUAGCUACUGAAACUGCUGUAUGCUUAAAAUACAAAAGAUUCAUCUGUGUAUUAACAAAUACUUAAAAAAUAAAACAAUAACAUGUCA